Messenger RNA from Sinocyclocheilus rhinocerous, 9702 nucleotides. RefSeq names its product protein capicua homolog. The transcript has 21 exons. Gene Ontology annotation, biological process: regulation of transcription by RNA polymerase II. Gene Ontology annotation, cellular component: nucleus. The record is from RefSeq and is a predicted model, not a curated record. Lineage: Eukaryota; Metazoa; Chordata; Actinopteri; Cypriniformes; Cyprinidae. Bases 327 to 7349 code for a protein of 2340 amino acids. Gene Ontology annotation, molecular function: DNA-binding transcription factor activity, RNA polymerase II-specific; RNA polymerase II transcription regulatory region sequence-specific DNA binding.
GCGACUGUAGAGUACCCUGGAACCUCAACGGCUGGACUUUUUCUCAUUUGCGGAAGAAAAACACUCUUUGCAAAAGCUUUCUCGGGGAUUCCGUGGUUUUAUAGGCUUGGCUUUCGCAUCGACACCAUUUCGACGGCACUGUAAAUAUUCACGGGGCUCUAAUUUAAGAAGGAAAGGACAGCGAUAACAGGAAGAGGCUUGGACAGGAACAGAAGAAAAAGACAGAGAAGGGGUGGGAUGCAAGAGGGAAACAGAGUGGAAGAUAUUGAUAGGCUGGGACUCGCAGGAAAUCAGGAGGAUUAGAGACUCUCUUAGAGCAAGAAAAGAUGAAGCCCAUUAAAAAGCAAGAAAGGCGGUCGCCCCCAUCCACUCGCGCCAAAGGAGUUAAGAGGAGGACAGCGGAUAGUAGCCCACAGGAAGAGAAGAGAGAAACCGAGGAAAAACCCCAAAUUUCACCCACCUCUCCCAAGAGACAUUUCUCCUCAAAUUCUGACUCAUCACAGGAAGGGCCACUGAGAAGAAGCGGGUCUCCGGAAAAGGAGGGCGUCCUCAGUAUAGCAGUGGAUUUCGGGAAAACGGAGGAAGGCCCCGGGAGCUCCAUGUCUGGUGGAACACAGAGUGACAGCAACAGUAGCACGACCAGUGCCAGCAAUAGCCCCAACCCUUCGUCUAGUCGUAAAACGGCCACUUUUAAAGCCCGUGUGCCCAAGAAGAAGUACACCUCGGAGCACUAUGCCGGAAACCAUGGCAACUCCAGCACUCCCAGCACACCCCCACAGAGCAGCAGCGGCUCGCAUAACGGAAGUGGUGCUAGCCAGGGCCCAGCUGCCUCUGCUGCACACACGGACCUACAAGGUCAAAGCCAGCUGGCUGAGGACAGCAUUACUGGGUACAGACACAACAAUGUAACUGGACCUACAGGUAGAACUGCAGGUGAGUGUGGAGAGAGGGAUGGGACGAGCGCAUCUAGCCCACAGCGUUGCUCCUCAACCGAUACAGCCAGCGAACACUCAGCCGACCUAGAAGUGACAGCUUCAAGACGUGAUUCUCACUCCAACUCCCAAAAGCCACAAGCACAUAACACUUCAGCAUCCUCACAGGAGAGCCUGUCAUCUGGUUUAGCUGGAGUCCUCGCCAAAGGUCUCAAAAAUCAGAGAGUUCUGGCCCGACAGGGUCCCAGAUUAGGGGAAGGCUGGCCUCACGAUCGGGGCCGGGAAAUGUCUGGAGUGUUUCGCACUGGAGUUGUGCGGAGAGUUAGCGAGGAGCAUGGGAUUGUGGAGGUGCAACUAAAUGGAGAAAAGACCAUAUGCAAGUACCCAUUUCGAGUGGCUACUGAUUCUGUUGACCUUAUUCUAGAUGCGUCACCUCCUGGUGUGACCCUGGUGGCUAUAGGCACACGAGUCUGCGUCCCCUUUGGAGGAGGUGAUGAGGGCAGUGAGGGAGCGCAACAGUGGUACAGAGAAGGUAUAGUCACUCAAGUAGAUCCACACCCAGCUGUGUCUUUCCCAUAUCGUGUUCAACUACGGGAAGAUUUAUCUGAUGAGAGAAAGGAGAGGAGAGGUGUAGAGGACGAUGGAAGGGCUCAGGCCAUUUGGGUCUCACGACAAAAUCUCCGCCUCCUGGUUCCUCCUUGGGACCUAGAGCCACCCCAGCCAGCAGAGCCAGGGAUUGAUUGUAGGAGGGUAAGAGAACGAGAGUGGGAGGAAAGAGAGGACAUGGAAGUGGAGCAGGAGGUGGUUCAACUGACUAGACCAACGUUUGUUCCGAGUUUGUUGCAUCCUGUGACUGUACCUUUCACCUCACCACAUUCUUCGUCUUCUGCCGUUAACCCUGCCAUCACAUCUGUACUCAGUGUAGCCCUCCUGGGCCUGGAUUCAGCCACAGGUGCGGCAGUCAUCUCCUCCACAUCCCAGCUUCCUCCCUUGCCCCGAAGCUCUUCUCGAGGCUCCCUGGACAAGACCCCUAGCUCCAACUCACAUGGUGCGUCAGGGGGUGGCAAUGGAUCCUCGUCCUCUUCGUCACGUUCCCGCACACCCCUCACAGCCGCUCAACAGAAGUACAAGAAGGGCGAUGUGGUGUGCACCCCUACAGGCAUCCGCAAGAAGUUCAACGGCAAGCAGUGGCGCAGACUGUGCUCACGUGAAGGUUGCUCGAAGGAGUCGCAGAGGCGCGGCUACUGCUCGCGGCAUCUCUCCAUACGCACCAAAGAGAUGGAAGCCGGAGGCGGGGUUGGCCGAGACAGGAGUGGUGCCAGUAGCACGGGCACUCUCACACCUGACCUACGUUUAGGUGGACGCACCAGCAGCGAGUAUGACUGGGAUGACAACUCACGAGACAGCAGUGAAGCAAGCAGCCGUGGCGGGGACUCGCGACCACGUCUGGUGAUGACUUCUCUUAUACCACAAGAACUGCCACGUGAUAUGUCCCGCUUUGACUUUGAUGAGUGCGAGGCUGCAAAUAUGCUGGUCUCACUUGGCAGCUCACGCUCAUGCACGCCCUCAUUCUCACCUGUAUCCAAUCAGUCACCAUUCUCACCUGCGCCGUCCCCCUCACCCACACUAUUUGGCUUCCGCCCAGCUAAUUUCAGCCCCAUCACAGCACCUCUGACCCCUCGCCGCCCUCGCCAUCUCAGUGGCACAAAAAUCCCUGGCACUCCCAGCACAGAACGUGAGCGCCACAUCUCUGGCAUCAUGCCCACUUUUCAGACCAAUCUGACGUUCACUGUACCCAUGAGUCCCAGUAAACGUAAGCUGGAUGCCCCACUACCCCCACUGCCCAGUGCAUUAGACUAUGCGAAAUCUGAUCCUCAGCUAAAUGACCCCAGCCUCAACCUCAACGCAGUAGCAUUCAGGGUUCUGUCCCCCCAAAGCCAGCCUACCACCCCCUCAUCUCUCUCAUUCCCUCGACAGAGGAGCAUCACAAGUCGACCCUCAUCCUCUGCCGCUUCCACUCCACCCCCUAUGCUGGUUUCUCCCACACCACCCUCACCCCUGCCACAGGAUCCCAGCUCACGUCGUAUUGUUCCCCUACGCGAUUCGCCUGUCAUUGUUCGUAACCCCGAUGUACCACUGGCAAAAUUCAGCGAUGGUCCCGUGAGCCGUAGAGGAAGCUCACGCUCUAGGGAGCACAGCCAGCCCCCUCACCAUGCCAUGGGCCUCCAGGCCCCUGUGCCCAUCAAUGGCGCCGCCACCAACGGAGCCGUUCUCCUUCGCAAUCCUGCUUCCACCUUACUCCUGGUGACUUCCUCUCAGUCAUUGACACCUGUGGCUCCUGGACAUCCCGCCCAUUCAAACUCUGCCACUUUGAAUGUGUCCACUUCUAAUGCAACCAUUGGACCUGCCCUUGCACUAUGUGGCUCAAGAGGGAAAGAGCAAGAGAGGAAGUCAGGUGGGCCUGCAGAUGCGGGUGGUGCUCUCCCACAGCCUGUGGCUUGCCAUCCUUCACCCACUGCUCUGUUGCCACUCAUCCUGCCAGCCGAGUCCCCUCACCCUGCUCCUCGCAAAGACAUCAUCAUGGGACGACCUGGCACUGUUUGGACCAACGUGGAGCCCCGCUCUGUGCCAGUGUUUGCGUGGCAUUCGUUGGUUCCUUUUCUGGAGACCAACCAAACAAAAAUGUGCAUGCAGCCUGCAGAUGGCCAAACACUUGUAAAUCAGGGCAAAGAACCUCGCUGUGGAGUUGCCCUUGUGACUGAGGGACCUACUGACUGUCCAGCACCACAGAGAGGUUCCCCGUCUUGCCCCCCUCCUACUGCUGAAGACCCACCUGUGGAGAGAGGAGGAGGUGACAGUGAGACCGAGAGUGAUGCUGAUGAUCUUUUUUUUCCAGCUCAAGACACUGCUCCAUCCAUCAGCCCAGUGAAAAGGCGCACACAAUCUCUCAGUGCACUCCCAAAAGAAGGUGACAAGAAGAGGCAAAAGGACCACAUCAGGCGGCCAAUGAACGCAUUUAUGAUCUUUAGUAAGCGGCACCGUGGCCUGGUUCACCAGCGGCACCCCAACCAGGACAACCGUACUGUCAGUAAAAUACUGGGUGAGUGGUGGUACGCGCUGGGACCCAAAGAGAAGCAGAAGUAUCAUGAUCUUGCCUUCCAGGUGAAGGAGGCUCAUUUCCGGGCUCACCCUGAUUGGAAAUGGUGUAACAAGGACAGAAGGAAGUCCCUGUCUGAGGGCCGGGGAACUCCAGGGGCCAAAGAAGCUCAGGAGCAUAGCGUGUCUGAAAGUACAGUGGCCCAUUCCACAUCUCAGGGGGCCGUCCACAAAGGAGCAGGGCCCAGCUGGACUUCACCUCGGUCUGACGGUCACGGAGGAUCAAUGGGAGGGCAGCUUCAACGGCCUCGCGCCUUUUCCCAGAGUGCUGUGCAUAAUCUGGAGAGCAGGGAGAAGGAGAGAGCACUGGAAAGUGCGGGACUGUUUCAUCCCCGUCGUCCUGCUCACCCUCGACGACCGAGUGAGGAUGUGACCAGUGAUGAAGAGCCUAUGGUUAUCUGUGAAGAGGGGGAUGAUGAUGUCUUAGAGGACUCGUUUGCAGACGGCUCCAUUGACCUGAAGUGUAAGGAGAGAGUGACAGACAGCGAUGACGAAAACGACCAUGCAGAUGAAGCUGACAGCAAGCGCACCUUCCAACCAGUCCAUUCCUCUUUGGGGUUGUCUCCAACUGUCUACAAAGACGACAAAGAACGGCAUGAAAAGAACCUGGAGAAGAAGGAGAAGAGACGGAUGGGUGGCGCAGAGCUGGAUAAUGGGGGGCCCAAAGAAGGGAAAGGAGGAGGUAGAGGAGGGCAGGUUCCGUUCCAUGUUAAUUCGGCCUCCGUUACUGGUAUAAAUGCCAAUUUGCCGCAUGAAGCCAGGAAGUACCCUUUGCAAGGUGCUGUCAGGAUGGCCCCCACCGUAGUGACCAAUGUUGUUCGUCCCAUCACUAGCACCCCUAUCUCCAUCGCCAGCAAGCCAGUUGAUGGGGAUGUGGCUGUUGGGACCCUACCUCCAGACGGGAAGCCCAAGCUACUAAUCGGUGCAGGCGGAGCAGGAGGAGGUGGGUACUUUCCCUCCUCUUCCCCCAAACCUAAUGGGCAAGGAAGCUUAGUUACUGGCCUAGUCCUGGGAGGAGCCUUCCCAAACCAACCCACCAUUCAGCUCAUCACCCCAACCCAACCUACUCCAUGCAACGGAGCCCCUAAUAGCAGUGCAGUACCCCUUCCCCUACUUCAUCACCAGUUCCUCCCAGCCGCCUCCAUUUCGCCCCCUAGUGGCGGGAAACCUGUAACACAGGUUCAGUACAUCCUUCCAACUCUGCCUGCAACUGCCAAUCCCAACAGUCCCUCCGCCCAGCAGACCCAGCAGGCCUCCAACAUCCUUACCUUGCCCAGUGCCGCACCCACCCAUGUGACCCUGGCCAAUGGUGUACAUUUAGGGUCGGGGCAAGGAAUAAGAUAUGCUUCAGUCCCAGCAGUGGGAGGAGUCAGCCCGGGAGGUGGAGUUCAAGCACAGUCCCCAGUCUUGCAGAGCAAGAUGUUGGUUCCCAUGGCAACUGUCGGAACAGGAUCUACACCUCCGCAGCCAAUUUCCCUGGUGGGUCCACCCCUUCCUGUUCAAAAUGGCACUCAACUAGGAAGUAAGGUCAUUCAGAUUGCACCAAUGCCUGUGGUCCAAACAAAUGUUCAUCCUGGAGGAUCAGUGCAUACCGGCAGCUCAUUUCCUGUCUCUAUGCCAACCACGACUGUCAUGGCCCCUGGGCCCACCCCUCCACAGACGGUGCUCUUGACACCACCACCUACAAGGAUCACAUAUGUCCAGUCAACUCCUGGAGUUGCGGCUCCUUUGCCAUUGGGUUCAACACCUGCAGUCUCUUCCACCCAGCAGGCCCCGUCACCUUCGGUUCCAUCUUUUUUGCAAUCACAGGUGGCUACCCUUGGCUUUACUGCAAUUGCCCCAGCCGGUCAGGCCUUGGUUCAACCUAUUGUUGCAAGUCAGCCACCCCUCCUGGCUCCAUGUCCGCCCCCGAGCGGAUUGUCACAACCAGCACAAACCUCGACGGCCACCCGUCAACUAGUGACUGCCAUUUACCCCAGCGUCAGCUUAGCCGGAGGAGUUGUGUCAGUGACAACCGUGCCACAAAGCACAGCAACAUCCACAUCAGUUCCAGCAUCAUCCUUAGCGCCUCAAGCAAAGACCUUCUCAGCCGCGGCUGCGCAACCACACACGCAGACAGAUGCGCAGCUGCAGUCUCAGGUAAACAUGCACAUGGAAAACGAGAGAGGACCAGAAUCUAGGAAGGAGAUGGAGAAACAGAGAGACCUGGUGGUGUCAAAGGAUGGACAUCAGACGCCACCUAGUGGUUUGGAGGAAUCGGUGCAACACACACAUAAAGGUCAGCAUUGUGAAGGGAAGGAGGAUGGAAAGAAAGGGAGCAAAAUGGAACGAGAGUCUGAGAGAGACGUAGGAGGGGGCCCGUCUCAAACAGAGAGAGUUGAGAGAGCAAGAGCGAUGGAAGGGGAGACAGAGACUCAAGCUGAGACCAACAGCAAAGACGAACAGUGUCGAGAGGCAAGACGCUGGGAAGCUUCUGUUUUGGACCCCCCACCACCCCCUUUGCACACUGACCCUCCUUCUGCUAAAAAGACCAAGUUCCGCCCACCUCCACUGAAAAACACUACUGAUGCUGGCGACAAGGCGCUGUUUGGCUCCUCUUUUGAAGAGCGUCUUAAAGAGCUGCCGGAGUUCAAGCCUGAAGAUGUGCUGCCCUCUCCCAAUCUACAGAGUCUAGCAACUUCCCCUAGAGCCAUACUGGGCAGCUACCGCAAGAAGAGGAGGAACUCUACAGAUCUAGACUCUGCAGACGACCCCAGUUCACCACGGAGGAAGAGUCGUCGCCUGUCCAGCUGUAGCUCAGAACCCAACACGCCCAAGAGUGCUGCCAAGUGUGAAGGGGACAUCUUUACCUUCGACAGGGCUGUUGGAGAGACUGAGCAUAUUUUGGAGGAGUUGGACCGUGUGCCGCCUUCCUCUCUGCGUAGGAUGUUGGACCAGCGGCGUGCGCUCGUCAUGCAGCUCUUCCAGGAGCACGGCUUCUUCCCCUCAGCGCAAGCCACAGCUGCCUUCCAAGCUCGCCACUCGGAAACAUUUCCCAACAAGGUGUGCCUACAGCUGAAGAUCCGCGAGGUAAGGCAGAAGAUCAUGCAGACCGCCGGCAGUUCUGAAAUCAUGGGAGGUGUGGCUAGCGGAAGCUCUGACUCCGCCUCUACUCCCGGACCAUCCAAUCCAGUGGCCAGGGAGAAUUCCGAAGCAGAUGAGAGGGGCAGGGCCACGGAAGAGCCAAAGAAAGACGCGGGCGAUCCGCAGGAGUCGAGAUGAAGAACGACAAGCAGAACGGAAGGAUGAAAGACGAAUGUAGGGAUAGAUUAUAGAAAUGUGUAAACCCAUUUCCGCUGGCGAUAUACAGUACAGCACUUAUGUGGAUUUUGCUUGGUUUCUAAUCGAACCGAUUUCGUUGCCAUUGCGUUCACUUCGUUGAUGUUCUGUUGUUAUGCACAGUUACACAUACACACAUACACGCACACACACUUUAUGCAAUUACAUAAUAAUAUCACUUUCACACAUUAACGACUUGCACAAGGAACUAUUACAUACAGCGCAUGAGGUCGCACUCAUUUGCAUAUGCCACUCGUGUUAGGCCGUCAUUGGUCCACCUCUGCAUUAGGGCGUGGCUUCACUUUCUGUCGGAAUUUUCGAGCCCUUCAAUGCUGCACCACAGGCAGCACCAAACCAGCCUGUCUGCACACACUCAGUAAAGCCCCCUGCGUGGGGCCAGCACAGAUUUUUAUCGAAAGGACUGAAUGUUUUAGAAGAGAAAUUAGACUGUUUGAGGUACCGUUAACUUUCGAUCCAAAACGGGGACGGGGUGGGUGGGGGUACAAAUGCGCUUGCACUUUCAUUUGUAGAGGCCGAGAGGAAAGCAAUAGCCGGGGGAGGAGAAGGGUCUUCGUGCGAAUGUUACGCCCCUGUGACGGGGUACAUGCAUCGGCUGUUACUGUUCUUCAGCACGGGCUGUAAAUUCACAGGUUUUUUUUUUUAUCCCAGAAGCAGCAAACUUAAGACUUGUAAUCACGUAGACCAGCGGAGCAGAAAACAGAGGCUACGGCGACCGCCACAAUCGCAUAAACAACAACAACAACAACACAGCACACUCAAAAGCGAGAGAGGAAAAAAUUGUCCUAACCUCGAAAAGAAGACGCAAACGAAUAGAGACACUACCCCUCUUCGAAUCAACGUGUAGUUAUGCUUUGUCGUUUUGUUGUUGUGUCGUAACGGUGGUACUGACUGAUAUCUUUUUUUGUAUUAGCUUGCGCCUCUCUUCUUCUUCUUACUCUAGUAAUAUUUUCAGCAUGGACUAAUCUAAGUGUUGGAGCGAUUACAUCGAAAAGAAAAAAGACUCUGUUUUAGCCUCUUAGCUGAAGCUCCUCUUCUCUGGCCGCCGACUUAGGCUUUUCCCCGUACACUGUAUAUAUAUAAUUGUGAUGGCUGGGGAGGGGGGCAGAGGGUGGGCACGAGGCUCUCUCUGUGUUCUUUUCCUUGUUUCUUUCUUGCUUUUUGAUAUUUCAAUCAGGUGUUUGCACAAUAUAUGGUCCAAGACCAUGAUUUAAAUCAGGAAAGUAUUUGUUUUUAGAUAUUUAAAAACUAACCAACAACUUUGUUCCAUUGCGUUCGAUUCACCCUUUCCACAUCCCAUAAGGAAAAGCCCUUAUUAUUUUCAUCUCCUUAAUAGACUUUUAACCCAAGUGUUGAUGGAAAGCGCCACUUUAAGCGCUGGUCUGGAGUCAGAGUAAGCUUUGUAGUCUGCGACGACGAUUUCGUUUCAGGAUUACGCAAGGGAAAGCUGACCCGAGACCAGCGCUGGGGCGGCAUUUCUCAGGAUCUCCUCUUUCUUACUCUGCCUCUUCUUUCAUUGGUGCAAUAGAACGUGGGUGGGAAUUAUUUUUGAAGUAGACGAGUGACCUUUUAGUGCCAUAGAUUUUCACUGUACAAGCUGUAAUAAAAAUAUAUAUAUAUUGAAAGGAGAGUGGGGUAAAAAAAUCAAUGAGUAUCGAGAGAGAAAUCCAAACUGAACAAGCAAAAAAAAAAUGUAACCUAGCACUUUCUUGCGUCUGGUUUUGCUGAAAGAGAAGGAGUGUCGAGUAUAAAAAUGCUACUCAGUCUUCACUUGAAUGUGUGACAAUAUAAAUGUAUAAAUAUACCUAUAUAUUUCUAUAUGUUCAUGAUAUACAGAUGUCUGUGUGUGUGCGAGCGUAUGUGCUUAUACAUUACAUGCGCCCUGACAAAUCAAACUUACUCCCGAGUAAAGGCUAUUCAUAUUUUCCCUCCCGAAAAUGCAGUGGCACUACAUUAAAAGACUGUUAGCAUAUGCCUGAAAACCGGUGGCUACUGACGUGCGUGAGGAGAGAUCGGCAUAUGUAACCAUUCAACUCAAUUCUUAACUUGAUUUAUCUGGCCUUUCUUUGCCUUCCCCCGGCAACAGACAAAUGCUUACACACAUACCUGCACAUGUAUGCGUGUACAACUUAUGAUUGUGUAUCCAAUAAACUGUCUUUACUUUGGAGAAGGGAGUUUUAGAAUGAGGAAGGUGAGUGCAAACUCAUCAACAGGCAUGUUGACCAUGUGCAAUAUUUCUAAACAAGAGAUUAUUGAAAAAAUUAAAGACCUAACACAA